Molecule: messenger RNA, 1596 nt
Organism: Pocillopora damicornis (cauliflower coral)
Lineage: Eukaryota; Metazoa; Cnidaria; Anthozoa; Scleractinia; Pocilloporidae
Product: TNF receptor-associated factor 4
Biological process (GO): regulation of apoptotic process; regulation of canonical NF-kappaB signal transduction; signal transduction
Cellular component (GO): plasma membrane signaling receptor complex
Molecular function (GO): zinc ion binding; ubiquitin protein ligase binding; tumor necrosis factor receptor binding
Source: RefSeq, a predicted model, not a curated record
UAACUAAACAUGGCGGCGGAACAGAAUGUUCCUCAACUUGGCGGAUAUGAUUACGAAUUUACAGGCAGAGUUCCGCAUGACUACGAAUGUCUUGUGUGUCACUUACCAAUGAAGGAUCCAGUACAGAUCGUACAAUGUGGGCACAAGCUUUGUAACAUUUGUAAAGAAUCGCUUUUUAGACUUCCUUCGCCAUUUUGUCCGGCAGACAGGCAGCCAUUGUCACGCGAGCAGAUAUUUCCUGAUACCGCUUGUCGUCGCAAAAUCCUAGAUCUGACGGUGAAAUGUUUUCACUCUGGAUGUCUAUGGACAGGAGAGUUACGUGAAGUUGAGGAACAUCAAUCAAACUGCCUGUUAAAAGUGGUACAGUGUCCAAACUCAAGAUGUACAGAGAAAGUCACUAGGCAGGACAUGGGGAACCACAUGGCAUCUGAAUGUUCUUGGAGGAUAAUAUAUUGUGGAUAUUGUCAAAAAUUAAUUGUCUUUAAUCAACAAAAGAAACAUUUCGAUAUCUGCCAAAAGUUCCCUGUUCAUUGUACCAACAAGUGUGGCUUGGAAGAGAUUCCACGAGGAAAGCUGGAAUUUCAUAUUGGCGAGGAUUGUCCUGCAACUGAGGUUUAUUGCGAAUUCAAGAAAUUGGGAUGCGACGUUAAGUUCCCAAGAUCAAACACCAAAGCUCAUUUGGAGACACACAUUGAACAACACUUGAACUUGGCCCUUCGCAGCCUUGAGACCACUCAGCGUCAGGUUAAGGAUCAGUCACAGCAGAUUGAACAACUGAUGGCCAAAGAUAAAGAUUUGUCACAGCAGAUUGAACGACUGACUGCUCAGGUCAAAGUUCAAGAUCAACAUAUUAAGCUCCUGAAUAGUCCUCCAUUUGUGUGGAAAAUUUCAAAUUUCCAGGCUGCUUAUGAGAAAGCAUUGAGUGGAAAGGAAAACAUUUUAACAAGUACAUUUUAUCUUUCUUCAAACGGGUACAGACUGAGAAUCCAAAUUUUCUCUAAUGCCUAUAGGAUGAGGUGGUUCCCAGACGAUUUUUUGUCUAGUACAACAUACUUUUCUAUCUAUAUUUGUGUUAUUCCAGGAGAAUUUGAUCCGCUAUUAUCCUGGCCAUUCAAGGAAAAGUUGCGAGUAACGUUGAUCAAUCAAAACCCGUGCGAGGAUAAGGAGAAAGAUAUAUGGCGCGUAACUGACUUUGGCAGGGUAGAUUUGCCCAUAAUGAGGCCUCUUACUGAAGAUAACCAAAGUUGCCAUUGCGUGCUUGGCCCCAUUCGUGCCGACACGUUACAAUCUGCAUCUUUCACACUGAACGAUACAAUUUUCAUAAUGGUGAAAAAAGAGUAGUAUCAUGUACUGGAACUGACUAAGCAAACUCUUAAGGUUUUAUUUUGGCGAUUCCCUUGUAAAGCAUUACCCAUCCUCACUGAAGAUAUAGUUGCCAAUCAUUAGUUGUGCUCAAAUUAUCAAAACAGCAGAUUUUACCUUAACUAGAGCUGACCGGCAAGGUAAAUCGUUAUUUCCUCUUUUCCGAGCUCGUUUACUUCCCUUUAUGAGUUAUUUAAAAUGAUGAUAAUUAUUAAAUAUACUACGUCGUCCAAA